AUGUCAUUCUUACGGCAUUGUCGUGCUGCGACGCGUAGCAUUCCAUCAUCUCGAGGCUUGCUAUUUUCGGCCUCGGCGACAACGCCACUUAUUCUUCGCGGUCCAACUGCAUAUCGUGCAUACAGUACUCAAGCCGAGAAGAAAUCCCGAGGCGGUGCUUUGAUCGCUCUUACUGCCUUGGCCGUCGGUGCUGGUGCUGGAUACUAUUUCUUCUCUCCUGCCCUUAGCACGGCGAAAACUUCCCCCGUUAGCCCUCCGUCACCAGACAGUGGGGAGGUUAAUUAUCAGAAAGUAUACAAUCAAAUUGCCGACAUUCUUGAAGAUAAUGAUUGGGAUGAUGGUUCUUGGGGUCCAAUCUUUGUACGAUUGGCAUGGCAUGCGUCGGGUACUUAUGAUAAGGCAACAAACACAGGUGGAAGUCAUGGUGCUACUAUGAGAUUCGCCCCGGAGAGUGAGCAUGCUGCGAAUGCUGGGUUGAAAGCUGCUAGGAAUAAAUUGGAAUCCGUCAAAACUGCUAAUCCUGCAGUUACGUAUUCUGAUCUGUGGAGUUUGGCUGGUGUCGUGGCUAUUCAAGAAAUGGGUGGUCCUACAAUCCCAUGGAUUCCCGGACGCCGCGAUGCUGAAGCAAUAGCUGCCACUCCUGACGGCCGACUACCCGAUGCAUCAUUGGGAGCCAACCAUCUUCGUGAUAUCUUCUACCGGAUGGGCUUUGACGAUCGCGAAAUAGUCGCUCUUUCAGGUGCCCAUGCGCUCGGCAGAUGUCAUCCCAGCAAUUCUGGAUUCGACGGCCCAUGGACAGCUAGUCCUACUAUUGUUACGAAUGGAUAUUUCAAAGAACUGCUUGAGAAAAAAUGGGUGGAAAAGAAAUGGAAAGGUCCUAAGCAAUAUGUCGAUAAAGAGACGGGCGAUUUAAUGAUGCUUCCAACUGAUUUGGUCCUCAUCCAAGACAGGUCAUUCAGACCAUGGGUAGAGAAAUACGCAGCAGAUGAAAAGCUCUGGUUUAAUGACUUUGCCAAUGCUUUUCACAAGCUCCAGGAAUUAGGUGUUCCGAGAAACGGAAGCGAGAAGGUAUAUUAUUUCAAGCGAACGGACGAACAAUAG
Messenger RNA from Paraglomus occultum, 1101 nucleotides. NCBI's taxonomy places the organism in Eukaryota, Fungi, Glomeromycota, Glomeromycetes, Paraglomerales, Paraglomeraceae. The record is from the annotation of a GenBank genome assembly.